AUGUCUGAAAGGAAGCAGAAACAGCGCCUCAAGAAGGCACGCCGGAUGUCGGCAGCAGCUGCUGACGAGGAGAAUGUCGCGUCGCCCGCUGAAGGUCCGUCCUCGAGCCGCGUAAUGGGCAAACACAGAGAGCGAGACGAAGGUCCCAGUGUGGUGGCAGCGGUGGCUGGACCCGCUAAGCGGCACCACAAGCGCGAGCGAUGGCUCAUGACGCGCAAGACGUGGCGCUACAUGGCGGAUGCAGGCCGCCGCCUCAUCCCGGAGGGCGUGCGCAACAGGCCCGAAGACCUGCCCAAAGUCGAGGCCCACUUCCAGGAGGUGUGUCGCCGAGAGCCGCGCUUCCUUCUCUGGAGGAAGGCGUCCUACCCUGGAGCUCUAGGGUUCAGGAGGAAGCAACACCACAGGCGCAAGAAAGGCGGCAGUUGUCGGGAGAGGAUGGUCAGCUCGGCAGACGAGGCCGAAGAGGGAAUAGCGCCUUCGGGAACUGGGGCACUCCUACUCAAGCCCGAACCGGGGGGCAGGUUCGAUCUGCAGAGGCUGCGGAGAGAGUUUCUGCUGGGACCGGACACCGCCGACGGAGAUACCGCUCCUAGUGUCCCUCCUCGCAGACCCGAUUCCCUCCCUCUGCCGGGCGCCACUGGCUUCGCCUUCCGCCCACAGAGGCAGCAAUUGUCCCCCACGUCGGAAGAAGCUGAGCGCAAGGAAUUCUUGGAGCUCCUCAAAGAGGUUCUCGACCAACAACAGGGAGAAACGGGUCCGGACACUGCCGACAGACACAGUGAAGAAAUAGAUUUCGAUAAACUUCUCGAACACCUGCGUGCUGUGCAGGCUUCUCCGGAUGACGACUCGGAGCCCGACUCGCGGGGAUUCGUUCCGUUACAGACAGUCAAGGAGCACACGCAGUUGGAAACGGGUGACAGGAAACUCGCCCUGGGCAGUGGGCAGCUGCCACCUGCAAGGAGCACUGACCAGCUGUACUACCAGCUGAAGAAAACCGACCAGAGCAAAGGCGAAACUGCAGACAACCAGUUUCGAGUGAACCUCAGGAAAGUUGAGGACCAGAACCAGCAAGGAGGCAGUAGCCAAGAUUUUAGGGCGAGGCUGAAGCAGAAGAGUCCAGACCGGAGUAGAGACGGAGCCUCGAGCAGAAGUUUCUUUCCCACCCUGCGAAGCAGGAGCACGCCGGACGUCGUCGGUGGAAGAACUCCGGAAACGUACGGUGAGAGACAGGGAUCAGAUUUUUCUUCAAAAUUCUCCCCCAGGUCAGAAUCACACUACGCUCCCCCUACUUCUCAGCACCAGAUGCUGCUAGACACUUUGCGGCGCCACUACAGCAAAUCUACGAGUCGUCAGAAAGUUAUAUCCGAUCUAUUGACUGACCGGAAGUUGCUAGCUAAACUGUACUUCGACCUCCAGAAGAGCAGAGAGUUCGGGAGACGCAAAGGUGGCGGAAGCAGCAGCCCAGACUCCCCCGGGUUCUGGAAGGAAGCCGGGUCGGGAAGUGCAGAAGGGCAGUAUCGCCUCAGGCGGCGAGAGGACGGGCACAGGGCCGCAGGAGGGGACGCGUACGACAAGCAGGACUUCAGCGGGUGGAAAAGGUCCGGGCGACAGCAGAAACAGAGGUCGAGGGACGCCUCGCCGUUUUCGCCGCCGCCACUCAUAGAAGUGCAAGAAGACGAGGAGGAGCGCUACGCCAGCGCGAGCACGCAGACUCCUCCCAUUCCGGCAUCCACGAUAGCGGCCAUCGAGGAACACAUUCGCAAGAGAGAGGCUGCCGCAAAGGAGGAGAAGGAACCGGAGUCGUCAGGUAAGGAAGCCGAGACGGCGGAGACAUACGUGCCGCAGCCGAGACGCAGGAGCAGCGUCGACCACGACGACGUCUCGCCGUCCGUCAGCGACACGAUCAAGAGGUACCUCCGCAUGGCUCGCAAGAAAAGUGUCGAUGCGGACAAGCAAGACCGGUUCAAGCGAGUGAAUUACGACCGCAACCUGCGCAACAUUCGGCCUAAGGGCGAGAUAGGCAGACCCGGCGACGACGACGGGCUGGGCAAAGGGGCGCAGACGGAGCAGUCGUGGGUGGAGGCGAUGCGCGAACUGCACGUGGAGGACGUGUCCGCGAGCGAGGCGGCGGCGGCGGCGGACGCAGCGGCGGGCUCUGGCGCGCCCUCGGACGGCAGCCGCGCGCCCAGCUCUCGCAGCAGCUUCGACGCGGGCAGCUGCAGCGGCAGCGGGCUGCUGUCGCCGCCCAGCCCCGGCCGGCCGCAGGGGCUGCUCGCCUCCGGCCACAGCUUCCUGCAGCACCUGCUGCACGGCCUACAGCAGUCUUCCUCUUCUGCUCCCGCAGCGUCCGCGGUCGCCGGCGGCGUCGGCGUCGGGGGCAGCGGCGGCGCCGCGGGGCCCGUCGCCAUGCAGAAGUCCAAGUCGUCGUCGUCCGUGGUGCACCACGGCAGCCGCCUCGUCGCCAAGAAGAUAUGGCGCGCGCGCUCCAAGAGCCAGAGCCGCGCCUCGGCGCUGGCCACCUGCACCUGGACGCCGCAGGGCAACUGCACGUGGUCGAACGUGUCCGGGAGGCAGGUGCAGCUGUCGGACGUGCCGCUGCUGCAGCUGAGCGAGCCCGAGCGCCUGGUGCUGGCGCAGGUGGCGCUGGCCAAGCUGCGCGCGCUCAACCUGGGCGUCACCGUGCGAGUGCCCUCCGAUACGGUGGCGGCGCCGUCGCACAAGCCCAAGAGGCGUGCCUACCUGCUCAAGCGGAAGGCGCUCACUACCGGCUUCUUCGACACUGGCCGCGCCAAGGACGCCGACAAGGACAAGGAGAACACGGGGCAGGUGUUCGGCGUGCCGCUGAGCCAGUGCGUGGAGACCGAGCGCGUGAGCAGGCUGGCGCUGAGGGGCAGCCGCAGCGGGGACCUGCGCCAGCAGUCGCGGCACGGCAGCCGCUCCUCCUUCAGCAGCCUCAUAGAGGGCGCCAGGCCCGAGGAGAGCGGCUCGUGCGAGAGCCUGCUGGUGGGCAGCGUGCCCGGGCUGCUGGACUCGCUGUCGUGCGGCUCGUCGGCAGACAUCCUGACGGCGCCGCCGCCCGAUGACGAACCGUGCAUCCCCGGCGUCGUGGCCGCCUGCCUCAACCACCUCGAGACCUACGGCCUCAACACGCUCGGCAUCUUCCGCGUCAGCACCUCCAAGAAGAGGGUUCGCCAGUUGCGAGAAGACUUUGACUGUGGCAAGGACAUUACCCUUGGUCGGGAUCACUGUCCACAUGAUGUGGCCACUCUGUUGAAGGAGUAUUUCAGGGAUCUGCCAGAACCGUUGCUUUGCAGGGACCUGUAUCCAGCCUUCGUUCAGACACAGCGGAUACGAAACAGACGGCUGCAGUAUGAAGCUCUGCAGCACUUAAUUCAGCUCCUGCCUGUGGCAAACAGAGACACCUUGUGGUCACUCGUCAGCUUCUUGGCCAAUGUUGCAAGACAUGCUCCAGAUACCCAGGAUGCCUCAGGUGAAUGGGUCUUGGGUAACAAGAUGGAUUCUAACAAUUUGGCAACUGUUUUUGCUCCAAAUAUUCUGCACUGUGUAAAGCCAGGAGCAUCUAAAGACAUACCUACCACACAGGAAAGAGCAGAGGAUCGGAUAGAUGUUAUCAAUGUUUUACGCACUAUGAUAGAUCACUAUAGGGACCUUUUUAUGGUGCCAGCAGAGCUUCUAGAUGAAGUGUACGUGCAUAUGAUGGACAGUCACCCUGAUGCACUCAAUCAGCUUCUUAACAAACGUGCUGGGACAGAUGACGUCCUGGAUGAUUUGGAGACACCCACUCAAGAAAGUGAGUCAACAUCAACACCAAGAACACCAACAGCUGACGUUCUCGAGCUACAUCUAGAAGAACCAGCAGAAGCAUCGGAAGCACAUGGAGUUAUACGAAGAAUGUGGUCUCGUGAAGAGUUUCUCCAUGAAACAGCAGGCAUGGGUGGACCAGAUGUGGCAAUGAGACCCAGACAUAAAGAACGCACUCGAGAAAGACCUUCUAAGAAACGGUGGCGUGAGGAACCGCUGAAACACAAUCGUCCAGCCGAAGGAGACAGCAGAAAAUCUAGUGAUGCCAGUGCAGUAAGUGGUGAAGGUACUGUCAUCACUGCAUCACUGAAGAUUCCUGUCCCUGGAUCACUAGGCAUCGAUGAGAGUGACAUACCUUUCAUUGAAGACAGUGGCUGCAGUGCAUCCACAGAUAGCCAGCAGGGAGCAGUGCAUGGGUCAACGACAAGACGGCGACGGCAGCACUCUGCUAGUGGUAGUGAUUCAUCGCAGACAUCAAUCCAUCCAUCUGCGUCAGCUGAUUCAGCACUGGGAUCUUCAUCAGUAGCCACCACAACUGUAAGCAGUCCGCCUCGACAUGCAACGCCACCAUCUCUUUGCAGCAGUGCUUCGCCUCCACCAUCCUGGGCAUCCAGUCCACCCACAUCUCCUGAUGCAGCUGCAAAUGCAUCGUUUGUGGGUCUACAUGAUGACAGAACAACUCAUCUAACUGCUGGUGCAAAGUCUUCCUCUGUUACUGCGUACCAGAGGCAACAGUCAGAACAAGUUAAGGGCACUGUAGUUAUGGCAAAGGAAGUGGCACCUAUUAUUCUUCAGAAAGUGACAUUUGCUUCCACAAGUGAGCUACGACAAACUCAGAAAGUGGCAGAACAAGCUCCAGUGAUACAUUCUAAAGAAUUUCCUCCUACUGUAGAACAGCACCAUGUUUCCAAAGGAAGUGGAAUGCCUGUCUCCACACUACAAGUAGCAGACCAGUUAUCUAAAAGUGCUAGCACUUCCUCUAUGCCAUCAGGUAGUGUUUCUUCUAAACAAGUGAUAGUACAGGACCCUAAGACAAAUACAGAAGCAUUGGAACAAAGGCUAAGUGGUGACAGGAAGUACACUGCAAGUAUAUCAAGUAUUGGGGGAGCUGUUUUGCGCUCAAAGACAGCAGACAUAGAACGUAUGUUGAGGAUAGAGAAAGUGGAAAAUGCAAAAGCACCACAGGUGGUUGAACCUACACAUCAGGGAGACCAAGAGGAUAAGAAGAAGUACACAAAGCGCAGGUAUACUGAAUCUCGUCAUCAGACAAGGCAUAUUCCUGAUGUAAACGCUUUGCGAGAUGCAGGUGUAGCAGCAGAUAUGUCUGUACCCACAGUAACUGCAGCCCAAAGAAGAAACCAACAGCAACAGGGGCCUGUGUAUAAGAGAAGAGAACUGAUUGCUAGUGAUCCAAAACAAAAUGAAACAUUUCUAUAAACAGUUUUGUAUUAUAUGAUUGCUAGUCAUCAGUGUGUUCCUGUUUUGUACUUGAUAAAUGUACCAUGAAGAAAGAAACUGUCUGACAUAUGCUUCUAUGAUGUACAUACACAACUUUUUCUUCACUAAUCUAUUCUUGUUGUAUGUUUGUCUGUGCAAUGUUACUACAAAAUAUUCACAACAUUGCUUCUCAAAACAGAUUUAAUAAGACAAUACCCCCCCCCCAUCUCUCUCUCUCCCUCUCUUUCCCCCUCCCCCUGCCCCCUUCAACAACCUCUUCCCUCUCUUAUUCUUACGAAGUACAAUACUAUAAGAGUACAGUCUGUAUAACAAAAGAAAUAGAUUGUCAUCACUAGUUUUAUUAUGAAUGAAUCUUAUAAUGACAAGUUUUACAGUGUUAAAUCUACAUUGUAACUAAUAAAAUUGCUGAUUACUUUCUUUUCUGAGAGCAAUUGGUGCAAAGGUUUUCCUUUACUAUCAAUUUUGUUAUCAUGUUCUAUCCUAAUUUGUCAAAAAGUUGAUUUUAUCAUAUCUCACUGUCACUUUUGAAAGAUUAGUUUUUGCCAUGUGUUAUCAGUUCUGCUACAUUACAAGUCACAGGAAGUACAACUCAAGUAAAACACAAAUGAAAUGUACAAUGAUUAUACUCUGCAUAAGAUAAAUGAUUUCUCUGUACAAUAUUUAUUUUACAGAAAUACUGCAUAUAAAUAUAAAUUUUAAUUUGUAAAA
Molecule: messenger RNA, 5988 nt
Organism: Schistocerca piceifrons (Central American locust)
Lineage: Eukaryota; Metazoa; Arthropoda; Insecta; Orthoptera; Acrididae
Gene: RhoGAP102A
Exons: 12
Coding region: 1-5259 (1752 amino acids)
Biological process (GO): signal transduction
Source: RefSeq, a predicted model, not a curated record